AUGAUCAUAAAUGUUACUAUUGAACAAAAACAUCAUCAACGAACUAAACAACUACCAUCAUUUGUUUCUAAACGAAUUUCAUUACUAAAUCGUCUCAGUAUAUUUGAACGAAGUACAUUGAUUUUAAUUUUAGUAAUUUGGAUAUUAAUAGGAACAAGUUAUGUACUCGGCCGUUUCUCUUGUCGUAUUGUUUCGGCACUUAAAAGUUUACGAUAUCGAUAUGACUCGUCGUCUACAUAUACAAAUGAUAAAGUAUGCAAUGCAUUCAUUAUAUCUAAUCCUAAAUAUCAGUAUGGUAGUACAAUAACAACGUUAACAACUACGUUACGUUCAACGAAUUAUGAUGCAAAUAAAAAAUUACCCUUAUUUCUUGUUCGAGAUAAUGAUACCAUUUCAUUUUCACAUUCAUCUGAUACAACUCGAUCAAUCGCAAAUUAUCAGUUAAACAAAGGAAUAAAUAAUAAUGCAUUUCAAAAUUGUGAAAAAUCGAAACUUCACGAUAUUGUGGAGGAGAAUGCUAAAGUUGAUAGGACCAUGAUCGAACAAUAUCUCAAAUCAUACAAUCCAUUGAAUAUUGAUUUUUCAUCAAGUGAUCAGGAUUUAUGUACAAAUAUUGUCGACAAUGUAGAUGAUAGUAAUAAAAUAGUCAUAGAUGAUGAAAUAAACUCAACAGCAAGUGUUGUUGUUGCAAAUCCUUUUGUGAGUUGUUUACCAUUAUCUUGUACUCAAAAGAAAUAUCAAUUAUUGAAGAAUGAUGACGAACAUGAAGAGAUCCUAUCGAUGUGUAGUACAAAACUGACAACAUUCAAUUUGCCGGUGGUAAUGAUAACCGAUUGUUCAAUCGAAAAUAAACCUCAUACAGAUAUUAUUGAAAUGGAAGAAUUUACUAAUACUAUGCACUAA
Didymodactylos carnosus is the source of this 903-nucleotide messenger RNA. Lineage: Eukaryota; Metazoa; Rotifera; Eurotatoria; Philodinida; Philodinidae. The record is from the annotation of a GenBank genome assembly.